Molecule: messenger RNA, 3113 nt
Organism: Malania oleifera
Lineage: Eukaryota; Viridiplantae; Streptophyta; Magnoliopsida; Santalales; Ximeniaceae
Product: zinc finger protein VAR3, chloroplastic
Exons: 5
Coding region: 138-2846 (902 amino acids)
Cellular component (GO): cytoplasm
Molecular function (GO): mRNA binding
Source: RefSeq, a predicted model, not a curated record
GUGUCCCCAAAUCCCAACAAAAGAAUUAGUAAGACAUACCCAGCGGAAAGAGGCUUAGGUGUUUCGGUCAGAGUUUCAGCACCACUUCCACUUCCACUGCCGUUCUCAGUAGGCGCCCCAGUUCGUCGCCGGCCGCCAUGGGCGGAGUCGCCAGGUUCUUUGUGCUCCUCAUCACUCCCUACCCUCUGCUCCGCCCACGUCCCUCCCUCAUCCGCUUCGCUCGCCACACUAAGCAUCCCCGCUCUAUCUCUUCCCUGCCUCACCACCUCACUCCCCCUGCCUCUCCUUCUCACCGCCUAAAGUUUCUCAUCAAAGCCUCUCAACACCUUCACACCCAAUCCGCCGCCAGAGAUGACCAUUUCGCCGACGCCUCGCCGACGCAAAGGGCUUCUCACCCUUGGCCCGAGUGGGUGAGUCUCGUCGAUAGUCUUGCUUCCCGCGGAUACUUUGAUCGGCAGAGAUUUUCUGGGGCAGGUGCUUGUGCAAUUGGCGGUGAGGAUGAGUUCGCGGCUGUUGAGGAUUUGUCGGAGGAGUUUGUGCGGGCCGCGGGCUCGUGUUUGGCAUUCGCUCGUGAUCAGCCGAAUCUUUUAGGGUUGCUUCCGCGGAGAGAUAUUGAGGUGGUUGUUGAGAACGGAACACCAUUUCUGUUCAAAAAUUCUGUUGAUUCGGCAUGGAGGAUGAAGUCAUUUUUGGGCAUUGGCAAAAGCAUUGUUAUGGAAUCCAAUAUGGCAGAGACAGUUGAUCUGAUGAGGUUUUUAUUGAGCUAUGCAAGCAACCCUUCUGCUUCUUUGGAGGGGAACAAUCUCUAUGCUAGCAAUCUUGUUAAAUCAUCUGUCCGGAAUCUAUUGAGUAACUUGGCCCAGGUGAUCCGUGGUCCUUUGGAAUCAGAUCUUUCUGCAUCAGCGGAAAAACAGUUCCCAUAUAGAUAUGGACAAACGUCUACACUGCUUCGGCAAAACAUUGAAAUGAAAAGAGGUGACUGGAUUUGCCCAAGGUGCAAUUUCAUGAACUUUGCAAGAAAUGUGAAAUGCCUUGAAUGUGAGGAGGCACGACCGAAGAGACAGCUGACUGGUGGAGAAUGGGAGUGUCCUCAAUGUGAUUUCUUUAAUUAUGGGAGGAACACGGUAUGCUUGAGAUGUGAUUCUAAGCGACCUGGAGAGGUCUCAAUCAGUGCCACUAACACUGGGGCAGGCUUGGGACAUGGUAAUGGAAGCCAUGUGAAUAAAGUUGAUGUUGAAAACAGGUUGGCUGCCAAUGAAGAAAAGGCGGAACGGUGGUUCAAGAAGGUUUCUCAAAUGGAUAGUUCCUCAGACUUGAACAGUGCUAUUGUAGAUGAAGAUUUCCCUGAAAUCAUGCCAUUGAGGAAAGGUGUUAAUAGGUUUGUUGUUAGCACAAGGAAGACACCUUCAGAAAGGAGGCUCGCCAAUGCUCAGCACCAACGAAAUUUGGGUAAUGAUGGCACCUCAGAAAGCAAUGUUGUCCAGCCUGUAAAUAGGAAACUUGACACGACAAUCAGCAGGCGCUUGGACGAAAUUCUUGGUCGCAGAUCUGCUUCUCUUGAAAGAGAUAAUAAGAGCAUCUCUGGUAUGAAAAAUGCUGGAGCAGAGAGCCUACAAUCAGCUGGCCAAUUUCCUUCCCAGUAUGGACGCCCUAGAGUGAGCAACUCUAAUUACGUCCCUUUUGUUCCAUUGCCAGCACAUAUGUUUGCUAAGAAAUCUCAAGAUCCAAACACACAGGGGAAUGAGAAUGUCGUGUCAGUCAACCAUGAAUCUGCGGUGUCAGAGGCUGUUGAGCAGACAGGUACUAUUUUGGGGAGCAGUAACUUGGGAAAAUCGGGAGAUUCAUUGCUUCCUGAUGCACUGCUGAACCAGACUGAAAGCAAGGAGAAAGAAAAGGAACAAGCUGAAAAAUCUGAGAGAUGGUUUAAGAAGGUCGCGGAGCUGCAUGAUGUUACAGAUCAUGCUAGUGCGAUUUCAGAUGAGGACUUCUCAGAGAUCAUGCCAAUGCGUAAAGGAGAGAAUCGGUUUGUUGUCAGCAAGAAGAAAGACUCUUCUUUGAUUUCUCCAGUAUACAAGAGACAAAUGGCCAUGGAGCAAGCGAGCAACACCAAUUUCGUACCAUUUGUUCCGUUCCCACAUGAUUACUUUGCGAAGAAGGAUAAAGAGCCAUUGGAUGGAGCAGAUUUAAGCAAAAAAGAUACUGGUGAAAUUUCUUCUGCAUCUGUGCCAUGCAAGCUUCAGGAGAAGUUGGAUAGUGUGAAACUUGAGGUGCCUGGUAGGGAUCAUGCGCAAUGGAGGGAAGGUCGAGAGGUCAGUGCGGGGAGCUGGAAUUUGGGAGCUUCUGAGAAGGAUUUAAAUGAGAGGAAGGCUGGUGUUUAUGGGGUGUCGCCACACAAUGAAAAUUUGGCCCCUAUAAAUCCCCAUAGUAAUUUCAAGGACACGUUGAGCAAUGGGCAUUCUGGGAAAGAGAAUAUAAUUGAGACUAGAAAUACGACAGGCAGUUUAUCAGGCUCAUCUAAGAGCGAGAACGACAACACCAGGGAGAGCUGGGCAGGAAAGAGCUUGGAGGGAUCAGCAGUCAAGGAGCCUGAUCCUCUGGACAUGUCAGAAGAAGCCAAAGCAGAGAGGUGGUUCCGGCGAGUUGCCCAGAUCAAGGACAUCUCAGAGUUGAGCCAGAUUCCUGAUGAAGACUUCCCUUCAAUAAUGCCAAUGCGGAAAGGGGUAAACAGGUUUGUCGUGAGCAAGAGGAAAACACCAUUAGAGAGGAGGUUGACAUCUGCUCAGUAUAGAAAGAAUCUUCCGGUUGUGAGUUCAGAGCAAGUAAAUAAGGGAAAUGACAAUAGUUGAAAGUAAGCCUUUUUUUUUAUUCUUUGUGGUUUUGCUUUGAUUCCGAUGUGGUAUUUCAUUGGGGCAAAAAAUUUUGUUCCUCAUUUUAUGGUAGUAGAAAAAAAGAAGGUACAUUAUUUGUUGUGUAGUAAGUAUUAGACCUUUAAAGGUCAGGAGUGAUUACAAGAUGGUAUCGCCUGUAACAUCCUUGUAUCUCAUUUUGAACUAUUUUGGAUGGUCUUCCAUAUGUUUUAAAGAAUUCUUUAGUGUAUAUUUCACAUUAUUGCC